Molecule: messenger RNA, 2117 nt
Organism: Malus domestica (apple)
Lineage: Eukaryota; Viridiplantae; Streptophyta; Magnoliopsida; Rosales; Rosaceae
Product: KH domain-containing protein HEN4-like
Biological process (GO): regulation of gene expression
Cellular component (GO): nucleus; cytoplasm
Molecular function (GO): mRNA binding
Source: RefSeq, a predicted model, not a curated record
CUCGUUCGUUUUGGACUAAUCCCAGUUAAUGUAGUGAGAGAGUGUGAUGCUGGCUGCUGCAGCUUGCUGACUAACAGACUUAGCGACCACCUCGAUCAUCGAUGGAAGCCGCCGCCCUCUUCCGCCUGCUCUGCCCAUCCUCCAAAACCGCCGCCCUCAUCCCCAAACUGGGCUCCACCCCUGGCGCCAAGGUCCGGAUCGAACACCCAACCCAUGGCGGCGACGAGUGCGUCGUCCUCAUCUUCGCCGAACCAAAUGCCCAAUCGCCCAAUAACGCCGCCCAAACCCUAGACAAGGCAGAAAGGUCGCCUGCCCAGCAAGCCCUGGUUAGGGUGUUCGGGAAGGUAACGGUUGACGACGCCGGUGAAGCAGAAAAGGGUAAUAGCGGCGGCUGCGGCGGCUUGGUGUGUUGUAGGUUGCUGGUGGCAAGCAGCCAGGUUGGGUGUGUGCUUGGGAGAGGGGGCAAGAUUGUGGAGAAGAUUAGGCAGGAGAGUGGAGCCCACGUUAGGGUUUUGCCCAGAGACCAGAUUCCGCCGUGUGCAUCCCCUGCAGAUGAGUUGAUUCAGAUAACAGGAGACUUUUCAGCAGUGAAGAAAGCACUUCUGUCUGUUUCAGGUUGUCUUCAGGAUAACCCUAAGGAAGAUGUAGCUAACUCUGGUGCUACCAAAAUUUCAGGGGGAUCGAUUCACGGAACUGGUAUGCCUGCACAAGUUGACCCUAUUGCUCAUCGGGGCUUUGGGCCUGGCUUUAAUGCGUCAGAUUAUCACUCAAGGAAUUAUUCUUCUAAUCCCGGGACUGAAAAUAUUGGACGUGGUCACAGGAUGGCUAUGGAAGAAGAGGUGGUAUUCAAGUUGCUAUGUCAUGUUGAUAAGGUUGGCAGUCUGAUAGGGAAGGGUGGCUCCAUUGUUCGGACUAUGCAAAGUGAAACUGGUGCAUCAAUUAAGAUUGCUGAUUGUGCACCUGAUUCAGAUGAGCGGGUUGUUAUCAUAUCUGCACAAGAGAAUCCAGAGCAAAAAUAUUCCCCGGCACAGGAAGCUGUUAUUCGUGCACAUCAUCGAAUUGCAGAGAUUGGGUUUGAACCUGGUGCUGCAGUGGUUGCUAGGCUUCUUGUACAUCCACAACAGAUAGGUUGUUUAUUGGGUAAAGGAGGUUUCAUUAUUACAGAAAUGAGAAGAGCUACUGGUGCUAGUAUACGAAUUUUUCCAAAGGAACAAGUCCAGAAGGGUAGCUACCAAAAUGAUGAAGUUGUACAGGUUAUUGGAAGCUUGCCUUCUGUACAGGAUGCACUCUUUCAUAUAACAAGUAGGAUUCGGGAAACAAUUUUCCCUAUGAGACCCCCUUAUGCUAAUUUCAGUGGCCCGCCCUAUAUGUCUCCAUUUCCCGAGAUGCCUCCCCCCUCCUUUAGACCGAGGCAUAACCCAGCCUCCCCUGGUCCCUAUCCUUCACCUGGAUUCCAUCAUGGAAUUGAUCAUUCUGCUUUUCCAUCACAAACUCCUGAUCAUCAGCCUUCAUUUUCUCAUGGUAUGGAUCACAACGGUCCAGCCCACAUGGACCGAGUUCCCUAUUCUUUUGGUAAUGAGCGACCAGGACAUGGUCCAACAUUUGAGAGUCCUUCUCCAAGGGCUUGGACUCCCCAGGGAGUAAGCUGUGGGACCCCUAGAGGAGCUGCUGAUGUUGGUUCAGGCUUGGCUUCAAGAAAUGGGUCUCGACGAAGCAGUGGAAGUCAACAACCUUACUUAACCAGCACAACAGUGGAGAUCACGAUUCCUCAGACGUUGAUAACUCACGUUCAUGGAGAGAACAACGGUAAUCUGAGCCAGAUCCGGCAGAUCUCAGGCGCACAUGUGAUUGUUCACGAUUCAAAACCUGGAUCGUUGGAAACCCUGGUUGUCGUGUCCGGACCUCCAGAUAAAACGCGUGCUGCUCAGACCCUUAUUCAUGGUUUCAUCCUUUGUGGCCAGACACAACUUUGACAAUCUGUUUAAACGUUUAGAUGAACUCAUCACAAAAAAGCGUAUUGUAAUUUGCUUCGACUACUUCUCAUUCCAAUAUCGAAAAAAAAGUCCGAGUUUGAAUUCUCAUUUUUUGGAGAAAAAAGUACGUAUUAGGUACAAGUA